This is a messenger RNA of Acanthosepion pharaonis, 771 nucleotides long. The record is from the annotation of a GenBank genome assembly. NCBI's taxonomy places the organism in Eukaryota, Metazoa, Mollusca, Cephalopoda, Sepiida, Sepiidae.
AUGACUAGGUCUCAUUCCGUAUUUCUCCCUUUACCUUUUAAAGACGAAAGACAGAACAGAUUCUCGCUCUGCAAAUAUAGAAGGAUGAAUUCACGGACGGAGCAUGCGCGUGUCCCUCUACUUAUCCACCACUUCCUUCUAUCUUCCUUUGAAUUGGUAGCUGUUGAAGUAGGAUCUUUGGCUGAGUCUCUGGAUCACCUUCUUUCCAUCGAAUUUUUGGCUGAGGCUCUUUCUAGAUACCCUUCUUUCCAUAGGGAUCUUUGGCUGAGUCUCUGGAUCACCUUCUUUCCAUCCGAAUUUUUGGCUGAGGCUCUUUCUAGAUACCCUUCUUUCUAUCGGGAUCUUUGGCUGAGUCUCUGGAUCACCUUCUUUCCAUCCGAAUUUUUGGCUGUGGCUCUUUCUAGAUACCCUUCUUUCCAUAGGGAUCUUUGGCUGAGUCUCUGGAUCACCUUCUUUCCAUCCGAAUUUUUGGCUGAGGCUCUUUCUAGAUACCCUUCUUUCCAUAGGGAUCUUUGGCUGAGUCUCUGGAUCACCUUCUUUCCAUCCGAAUUUUUGGCUGAGGCUCUUUCUAGAUACCCUUCUUUCUAUCGGGAUCUUUGGCUGAGUCUCUGGAUCACCUUCUUUCCAUCCGAAUUUUUGGCUGAGGCUCUUUCUAGAUACCCUUCUUUCCAUAGGGAUCUUUGGCUGAGUCUCUGGAUCACCUUCUUUCCAUCCGAAUUUUGGCUGAGGCUCUUUCUAGAUACCCUUCUUUCCAUAGGGAUCUUUGGCUGA